AAUUUUAUUAAUGCUAAUAAAUUAAAAUACAACUUAAACACUUUACCAUAUAGUAUCUAAAUUGUUAGUAAAAGUCUAAGUUAAAUUGUUAUUUGUGAGACUGUUGUUCUAGGUUCUGUUACACUGGAGUAUAAGUGGAGUCUUUAAAAUUCGCUAUAUUUAUUAGACAAAUUCUUUUGCCUAUUAUCCGUUCAAAAUAGGUUGACAUUUUUAGAUAUUCCACAAUUGUAAUGUGAAUGAAGCCGUACCAUAAUUUUAAAAAAGUGAUUCCUUACAAAAAGAUUGACAUUUACAAAAUAAUCCUGAAUUCAGUGUGGACGAAGCCAUAGCUUUAAUAAGAAAAGGUUAUUUCCUCUAUUACAUAUUCGAUAUUAAGUAUCAAGUAUGUAUUUACUGGCUACACCAUAUAUUUUGUUUGUAAGUUACGUAGGUAUAUAAACAAUUUUAUAGUUUCAAAUCGUUGAAUUGAGUAAAUAGUAAUAGAACACGUUUAAAAAGUUUUUGGUGAUCAACAAGUAUGUGUGACGAUGAUUUUAAAAUAACACCAGCAUCGGUAGCCGUUAAAGUACAAAGUUCUAUAAAUCAGGACAUUGUCAAGGAGCUGCUAAAAAGUUCUUUUCAAGAUUCCCAAACAAAACUGAGUUGCGAAGCUCUUAGCCUAAUGACAGAGAUUGCUAAAUUGCUUGUAAUGGAAACUUGUUUAAGGGCAGCUGACUUAGCAAAUUCUGGAAAUGAGGACGGCCAAGUCUGUUCAGUAAUUAACGCCGACCACAUACUUAAAUGUCUUCCUCAAAUCAUGUUGGAUUUCCCAUAGAAGAUAAAGAAUCAGUUUAAUUAUAAUAUUUCACUGUGAUUUUACCAAACAACGCUUUAGUUAAGAAGUAAUUGAACUAAGAUUUCAUAUUGAUACUUAUACAAUUUACAGUAAUAUUAAGAAAUUAUAUGCAAAUGUAUUUUAGUUUUAAAAUGUAAAUAGUUGGAUUAUAUUAAUGAGUUGUCCAUUAAGUGUUCGUCCCACCUCACUCAUAUGACCUAGUUGGUUGAAACAAUGAUUACAAACUUUAGUCUCCAUAUUUUUAUAUCAAGUUCCAUUACUUAAAGUUUAAUAUUUUUUAUUAAUAGUCUUUAAAUGAUUGCGGCUUGUCUCUUUGUUUUGUAAGUUCUAAUACUAUUUUAUUUAAGAAAUUAAAAAUAAAUGAACUACAUAAUCCAGACAGAGGUAAUAAUAAAAAUCUCAAUAAUAAAACUGUGUCAACUACA
Molecule: messenger RNA, 1260 nt
Organism: Danaus plexippus (monarch butterfly)
Lineage: Eukaryota; Metazoa; Arthropoda; Insecta; Lepidoptera; Nymphalidae
Gene: MHF2
Exons: 3
Coding region: 518-814 (98 amino acids)
Biological process (GO): DNA repair; replication fork processing; kinetochore assembly
Cellular component (GO): FANCM-MHF complex; Fanconi anaemia nuclear complex
Source: RefSeq, a predicted model, not a curated record